Molecule: messenger RNA, 2676 nt
Organism: Cervus elaphus (red deer)
Lineage: Eukaryota; Metazoa; Chordata; Mammalia; Artiodactyla; Cervidae
Product: cytochrome c oxidase assembly protein COX19
Exons: 3
Coding region: 117-386 (89 amino acids)
Biological process (GO): mitochondrial respiratory chain complex IV assembly
Cellular component (GO): mitochondrial intermembrane space
Source: RefSeq, a predicted model, not a curated record
AUCAGGGGCGGCUAGCCGCUCGACGUGCUCGGCGCUCCCGCGGGGCCUGCUCCGCGAUCGGCCGGCCGUCCUGCGUACGGCGCGCGUCGCCCUAGGAGAGUCUGGGUGCCGCCAUCAUGUCGACGGCUAUGAACUUCGGGUCCAAGAGCUUCCAGCCGCGUCCCCCGGACAAGGGUAGCUUCCCUCUCGAUCACUUCGGUGAAUGUAAAAGCUUUAAAGAGAAAUUCAUGAAGUGUCUCCGGGACAAUAAUUUUGAAAAUACUUUGUGCAGAAAUGAAUCAAAAGAAUAUCUAGAGUGCAGGAUGGAGAGGCAGCUGAUGGCACAGGAACCCCUGGAAAAGCUGGGAUUUGGAGAUCUGAUUGAUGGAAAAUCAGACAAAAACUGAGCUGUGCUGGGAGGAAGCCCGUGGCUGUGUGGGGUCGCUCGGACUCCCGCCCCCACAGCGCGCUCAUAGGUACCGCGGCUCAGAAGGGGACUGUGGGGGUGCCCGCGAGAUGCUGCUCGGAACCAUGCCAGAUGCCCCUCCCUGGGGACGUGCCUUGAGGCUAGGAAACGGCUCGUCUUCUGAAGCUGCUGAAAGGAUUUUGGGAAAGUGGUGUCCCUUUUAGAUUUCUGUUUCCCUCAGGCUUGUGAAGGUUUAUCCUAAGUUCGCGGGGAUGACAGGGCUCCCAGGGAGGUGAGGUGUCCGGUGCCCACCCAGGGCACUGUGGGCGCCAGUGAGGUGCUGGGUUCACGUCGUUGGCUGUGUGUGAACGUUACAUGGAAGUUAUGUAGACGUUGUCAGGAAGACGUUCCUAGUAAGUGGGUUGCUCUUUGUACUCAUAAGCAUGUACUCUGUUCAUUUCCUUUUCUUUUUUUUUUGAAACAAAAACAGAGGAUAAACCUGGAAGGGGAAACUGGUUUUGACACAUCUGACUUCUUGAUUUUUGCUGGUGAUGCCUGAACACCAUGUGUCUUUCUGAUCCGUAUCGGGUGACACUUGUACAGUCAGAUGUUUAGUUUCAAGAAGUCGCCUGCUGUAACUGGGGAGCAGGUCGUCCGCCCUUGUCAGGCGACGGCGCAGCGGCCUCUGGCGCUUUUCCUCUGAGGAGCCGCAGAGCCUGCAGCCAGCCCCGCUUCUUGGCCAGGAGGGGUCAGGGCAGCGUGGGCCCGUUGAGUGCUGCCCGAGUGCUUUGAGACCCCAGGGCAGUGUUUCUGGGGAGCCUUGUCGUGGGCUCAGAGCCUCAGCGGAGACCCUGCACCUGCCCCGUGACUGUCUCCCUGGCCCCAGUCAGCUGACUUGUCCCAGUGUGGCCAGUGGGGGGGGGGGGGGCCAGGAAGACCCAGGUGAGUGCCCUGACCCCCUCCUGCUGCAGGGAGCCCUCGCGCCUCCCCGGCCACGUCCAGUUGUCUGUGUGGCGUCCCUCCCCUCGGUCCUGCGGUGGCGCCGUGCUCACUCAGGCCCUCCCCUCGCUCCAUCCCAGGCCGGCCGUCUGCCGGGGGCUCCGGCACUGCUGGCCCCGUGGGGGUCCAGCCCCCGGUGCUCCGUCUGUGCCUUGUCACUGGAGCAUCGUCUCUGUCUACGCUUCUAGCUGGUUUAUGAAAAGCCUUGCUUUUUAUCACCAAACCGAGCCAUGGAAGUAUCCAGUGUGACGUUGCACAUGUACAGGGUUAUUCAUUGCAGCGUUGUUUGUAAUUGUAAAGCAUUGGUGUGACCCGGCCACCCGUGCUUGUCCCCGAGGCAGGGCCCGGGGCGGCCGCAGGAAGGACUGGGGGAGACCACAGUGUGCCCUGCAUGGCCCUGCAUGAGAGGGAACUUGGGGCCCAGAAGGCAGUGUGGUGGGGGAGGGCUGUGGGUAGAGAAGCAGAUGUACAGAAGUUGUGCAGAAGCGUGUGCAUGCACUCCCCUGUGUUCAUACGGACAUCCUUUCGCUCUAGGUCCCGGGGACCUGGGGUCACUGACCCCUGGCAGCCAGGGGCUUGCCUGGCGGCUGACUCUUUGAUUUGAGCCUCUCUCCAGCAGGAAGACCCAGGGCCAGAAAGUCCAUUUGACCCUGGACCCUCUUGUGUCAGACAGUAGGGAGUUGCCAAAGCCUUGGUGGGCUUGUCAGGAGCGCGCGGCAGGGCUCCCAGUGGCCUGGUUGGCAGCAGCGGAACAACCGUUGGGUUUGGCUGCAGCGUCAGUUCCUGCCCAGGAGUCCCUGCUGAGGGAGGGCAAAUGUUCCAGCGCAGGAAGGGGACAGCCGUCCUCCCGACCCCGGCCCUUGUGGAAGGACGGGGCAUCCAGGCAUCAAUGUGUCUGGAGGUGGGUGGGCAGCGUUAGGUGGAGCCGGUUCUGGAGGACACCCCAGGAAGCACUCAGCCACCAGCCGAAACCUCUGGGAUGUCGCUGACGGCAAGGUCCCCAUGGCACGCGCCCUGAUCUGCCCCAAGGAGGCGGCAUCACUGCUGUUUUCUCUUGAGUGUGUCACCUCCGUCUCCGAGGACACACCGACGUGCCCGGCCCGAGGGCCAAGCCUGGCAUGAGGGUCAGCGGUGCUGUCCCCGAGGACGGGUGAGGGGCUUUGGGUUGGUCACAGCGCAUCAUGUCCGUGCACACGGGGAUGUCGUCAGGAGAAGCGGGCAAACUCUGGCCUGUUUCUGCAACUUUUUGGAAGUCUGGAGUUAUUUCAAAAUAAAGAAUUAAAAAAAUGGUC